Molecule: messenger RNA, 3235 nt
Organism: Synchiropus splendidus (mandarinfish)
Lineage: Eukaryota; Metazoa; Chordata; Actinopteri; Syngnathiformes; Callionymidae
Gene: cep112
Product: centrosomal protein 112
Exons: 27
Coding region: 190-2895 (901 amino acids)
Source: RefSeq, a predicted model, not a curated record
UUAAUUUAAUCGACUAACUGUAUUACGGCUGACUACUUAUUUGUUAGUAGUUUGUUUACGGCCGCCGUGCUCGCCGAAAACGGUCACCUUACUAGCUUGAUGGAAUUUUGCUGAUUUAGGGGCCAAUACACCACACUUUCCGAAAAGCUGAACUUAGUUAGCUAUCUGCUUUUUCACUGACAGUCCAACAUGAGCCGCAGACAUGCAGAGACUGUGGAGCAGCUUGACAGACAAUUUGAGAAUGACCUUCGGCACUUGAAGCCGUAUGUCCUUAAAUCCCCUGACAGCAAAGAUCGCAAACGUUGUGACCAGUGGAUUAAGAAGCUGUGUGACCCGACGUCAUCUCAUCACGACAUAAAAACUCUGAAGGUCCGCAACUCGUACAGUCGUUUGCUCCUUCAGAUGCUCAAAAGAGGACGCCUCGAGGCGCCAUUCACCUACAAACCAGAGCCUGGAAACCUCAAGACACUUCCUGCCUAUUUGUCCAUUUACUUUGAGGAGGAACCAAGCGGGAAACUGGACCAGCAGAGCAUAGACUGGUUGACCGAAGAGCUUGGUGACUCUGCUGAUGAUGGACAGGUUGCUGGGUUGCUGCGUUCACGGCCCUCUCCAACUGUAUCUCUCUACAGGCAAAUGCUGCAUCAAGGGACUCCAGCAGAACCUGCAACCUCCAGUCCUCUCAAGCACUCACCAAAACAAGGGGAGGGAACGGGUGCUGGCGGACUGGGGGUUGAUGUGUCUGACAUUGACAGUGACCUGGAGGCACGUGUCAACCGCUGGAAAUUGGAGGUUGAAAAUUCCCAAUAUUUGCCAGAGAACACUGUCUAUUUUUCACCAAUUGACAACUUGGGAAAUGAAGAGUCCACAAUGGAUGAACCUGACUCACAACAACUGCAAAGCAGAAAGAUGGAGCUCAAGAUCAAGGUCCUCAAGGCCAAACAUCAGGAGGAUAUCCUGAAGAUGCAGCAAAUUCACGAUGCAGCCAUUGAAAAUAUACUGGAAAGGAAAAAUGGUGAGAUGGACCAGAUGAAGUGUGUGUAUCGGGCCAAGAUGAAGGAAUUGGAAGAGCAGAAUCAUGAGUUGGAGAUCAGAGCUCAACAAACGAUUCAAGAGUCCCAGGUCAUCCAACAGCGCCAAGGCGCACAGAUUGCUGAGCUGAGGAAGAUGUUGGAUCAGAGCUGCUUGAAAGACGAAUCGGAAAGGAAGCUGAGAAUGGCUCAGGCCAAGUUUGACCAGCACAAAGUGGCGUUGCAGCAGAAGCAGUUGAUGACUGUUGAGGAGUUGAUGAAGGCAACCAACCUCAGAAUGGCCAAAGUGGAAGCCACUUAUGAGGCUCGCCGUCAAUCAGCCGAGCAAGCUGUUCACGACCUGGAGGAGCGACUCAAGCAAAUGUCCAUGGAAACAGACAAAGUCAAUGCUGUGAUGGCAGAGAAAGCUCAGUUGGAGAUCCACGUGGCAUCUUUGGGUGUUGAGCUGCAGGAAUCUAUAAAUAGAAUUAAAGUCUUGCAGAGAGAGAAGGAGAUGCAGAAAGAAACCUAUGAGGAGAUGUUGAAGCGAAGUGAAACCAAACAUAACAAUGAGAUGAGCCACUUGCAUCAAAAGCACACAGUGUCUGCAGCUAAGGAAUCUGAAAGGAGAGAGUUUUUGGAGAAAGCUAUCGCUGAUCUUCAGCAACAGCUGCUGGUCAGUGAGCAUGAAAGAGAGAGAGCAGCCAGGGAUAAAGAUUUAAAAUCGCAACAGGAAAUGGAAGAACUGCGAAUGACCUGUGAAAAAAUGGUCUCGGCAAUUCAAAGUGAGGCUGAGAAAGAGAGAGCGGCAGCAAAGAGAGCGAUCGCAAAGCUAGAAGAUGCACUCAGGGAGAAAGACGGCCAGCUGAACAGAGAGAGGGAGAACCAAAGAAAGCAGAUCCAGCAGGCAGAUCUGACUGUGGAGAAGUUCAAAAUGCGGAUGAUGGCACAAGAAAAAGAAUACUCUCACGAACUUGGGGCCCUCAAAAAGUCACACAAGCAACAGAUGGCUGAGCAGCGCGUGCAAUACGAGCAAGCAAGGACGCGGCAGCAAGAGCAGCACUGCGCGGAAAAGGAUAGCCUGGUCCAGGAGCGCCAGCGGGAGGUGAGCACAUUGGAGAAGGAGGCCAAGGCAACUCUGCUUCAGCACCAAGAGCGCACCCAGGAGUUGCAGAAGCGUGAUGCCCAGACAAUUUUGGACUUGGAAGCUCAGUUAUCAAGUCUCCGUGAAGACUUUGAGGUUGCCAAACUCCAGCAUGAACAGCAGUUGGCAGAGAUGACAGCACGCCAUGAGGAGGAAGCGCAAACAGCCCUUUUGGACAAAGAGGCCGCAAUGGAGCGCCAGCGUUUGGACCUGGAAUACAUUUGCAAUGACCUCCAGAGAAGACACCAGAAUGAAGAGCAAGCUAUUAAGGAGGCGGCCAGCUCUAGUUUGAAGCACAUGGAGCAGGAGUGCAGCCAGAAACUUGCCAAGUCUGCAAAGGUUGUCGCAGAACUACAAAACUCCAUCUGUGAAUCUAAAGAGGAAUCUAUCAGGGUGCAGGAGACAAUGAAGCAGCGACUGGAGGACGCCCACAUCCGCUGGGAUCAGGAGAGAGCAGAAUUAAUCCAGAGGGCUGAUCAGGCUUAUCAGGCUCUGCAGGAAAAAGUGGGAAGUCUUGAGAGGCAGUUGAGUCUCUCAGAGAACAAGCUGCUUAGGAAAGAGCUUGAAACUGAAGAGAAGGUGACAAUGGUGCAUCAAGAAUACGCUGAGAAGAUGGAAGCUUUGAUUCCAGCUGGGGUCCAAAAUGAGUUGGAAAACACGAUCACAGCCCUCAAAUCUCAGGUCGAUCGUCUUCAGCAGAGGAACUCAGUGCUGCAAGAGGAACUCGACGCAAGUCGCCAAUAAGUAGCAUGACCACCGCUGCGCAUGGAGACAUCAGAUGUAACCAUUCCAGUGUCAGUAUUUCCCACUCCUGAAAUGUCAUCGGAGUCAUCACUUUAAGUUCUACGUUUUGUUGUUCAUCAUUCUGUUUAUUUCAUCGGCAUGAUUCACUUGUUGCCUUGUCUUGUUCAGAAACUGUUCUAAUGAAUUGUUCACAGCGAAUGCACUAUAUUUAAUAAAAAGAUGUUCCUUUGUUCAUGUUUGAUGUUUUAGAUUUGUUCAUGUUUUAAGUUUUAGAUUUUAUCAUCCACUAUGAUUAUUAUCGCAAACAUUAGUGGGUCGCUGCCCUUGUGUGGCCACAACA